Pyrenophora tritici-repentis Pt-1C-BFP is the source of this 3609-nucleotide messenger RNA. RefSeq names its product pre-splicing factor ATP-dependent RNA helicase PRP16. The record is from RefSeq and is a predicted model, not a curated record. NCBI's taxonomy places the organism in Eukaryota, Fungi, Ascomycota, Dothideomycetes, Pleosporales, Pleosporaceae.
AUGCCCAAAUUCGUGCCGCGACAACGAAAGCACAAGGUCCUCGCUCGGCGGAAACCUUCCAAUGAUGGCGCGACUAUUGACGCAAACGCUGCAGAAAUUUUGCCCCAGGAAGAGCAGGAGCGCGCACAGAAAAAAGCCGCGCUCAAGGAUGAGCUCACCCGGGAAUCACAAGGCAAGAUGAGCGGCAAGAAGAAGAAGCGACUCGAUAAAUACAUUGAUACAAAACUCAAGAAGGAGGAAAAUCUUGAGCUACUGAAAAAGCUUGCUUCUCAAAAGAUUGACACCAGCCUAUUCCAGAGCUCCAAGAAACUGGGACGUGGAGGGGAUACUAAGAGGGAGGCAUUGAGGCGGGCGCUUGCUGAAAGCAGAGCCGGAAUCGACGUCGCCAAGAAUGAAGGACUAUUACUCGAGAAGCAUGAAGUCAGGGAGAUGGAGGAAAACAGUUCAGAUGAAGACAGCAGACCAACAACAAAAACUGGUCUGAAAGCAACGCCAGCGAAAGCAUCCUCGAAACCAGCACCCAAUGAACCCUUGCGAGAACGAUCGCCUUCCCCAUCACCCUCCGAACCAGAGACGCAUACCUCCGCUACACCGCUCGCUGGUCCACAAUGGACAAACGGGCUAUUUGGAACUGGGCUGAAGAGACCCUUGGAGGUAGAUGGAUCAGGAAAACCUGUCAUACAAGUACGCAAACGUCGAAAAGACCAAAGCAAAAAGCCAGUCGUGAUCGAGGAAGAAGUAGCCUGGGAGGGGUUCAGCUCGAGUGAAGAGAAGAGCGAGCAUGAAGAUGUAGAAGAAUCUGAGCACUCUAACGCAGAGUCGGAAGACGCUGGUACCGAGUCCGAAGAGGAGGACAUGUCAGAUGCAGAGUCAGGAUCGUCAGAAGAAGACUCAGAAGACGAUAGCGACGAGGAGAGCGAGGAGAGCGAGGAGAGCGAGGAGAGCGACACAAGUCCCGAUGAAGAAAACAAGAUCGCAAAGAAGGAAAGAACGUCGGCAUUCAAAGCCUGGGCUACACAGCAAAGAAAUGAGCAAGCAGGCUUCACUCCUACCAAUCAACUCUCAUAUGCGCCUACGCCCGCCAAUUUCAAACCUCGGGCUCCCGAGCAAGAUCCUUUGCCCCCUGAACUCGAAACAAACACCGCGACCGAUGCGACACGGAAAGCUUUUAGCGUAGUCGUUCAACGAUCACCCGAAAUACAGGAGUCAAGGAUGCAGCUUCCCAUUGUGGCGGAAGAGCAAAAGAUCAUGGAAGCUAUACACAACCAUGAUGUGGUAGUGGUUUGGGGUGCCACUGGUAGCGGUAAAACCACACAAGUGCCGCAGUUCCUCCUGGAGUCUGGGUAUGGAGCAGCCGAUGGCCCAACACCCGGCAUGAUUGGUGUUACACAACCGCGACGAGUAGCCGCGGUGAGUAUGGCCAAACGUGUUGGCGACGAACUCGGUGACCAGAGCUCGAAAGUGGCGUACCAAAUCCGUUUCGACACCUCUACAAACGCCAAGACUGCCGUCAAGUUUAUGACUGAUGGUGUGCUGCUACGGGAGAUUACUCAAGACUUCGUUUUGACAAAGUACUCUGCAAUUGUCAUUGAUGAGGCUCACGAGCGCAGUGUAAACACGGACAUUUUGAUUGGUAUGCUCAGCAGGAUUGUGGAUCUGCGAGCUCAGAUGGCGCGGGAAGACCCGAAGAACAAGCCUCUCAAACUGGUUAUCAUGUCUGCCACACUACGCAUAUCGGACUUUACGGAGAACAAGCGCUUGUUCAGGGGUGAACCACCGCCACUUAUCAAGGCAGAAGGCCGCCAAUACACUGUUGUCAACCAUUUUGCACGUCGCACCCAACGAGAUUAUGUCGACGAGAUGUACCGCAAGGUAUGCAGGGGACAUCGCAAGCUGCCCAAAGGUGGGAUGCUUAUCUUCCUCACUGGUCAGAACGAGAUCUCCCAGUUAGCCAAGCAAUUAAAGCAAGCUUUCCCUUCUACACAAGGCAAAGAUAUCAAGGCUGGCAAGGUGGUCGUAUCUCCGACAGAGACGCCGUUAGAAGUAGAGGACAUUGAAUUGGGUGCGCCAAGCCAGAAUAAAACCUACGAGGACGACGACGGAUCGGACUCUGAAGGCUCUGUGAUUAUGGGGCUCGACGACGAGGACGACAAAGAGUUUGAGAUUGAAGAUGAAAAGCCGGAAGAGACUGUUAUGAACGUACACGUUCUACCUCUCUAUUCACAAUUGCCGACGAAUCAGCAGUUGCGCGUCUUCGACCCACCCCCGGAUGGCUCCCGGCUUAUUGUGCUCGCGACGAACGUUGCUGAGACCAGUUUGACGAUACCAGGGAUCCGUUACGUAUUUGACUGCGGAAGAGCAAAGGAAAAAAAGUAUGAUCUCGUUACUGGUGUGCAGAGCUUUGAGGUCGGAUGGAUAAGCAAAGCCAGUGCUAACCAGCGAGCUGGUCGUGCAGGUCGUACCGGUCCUGGUCACUGCUAUCGUCUAUACUCAUCUGCGGUGUUUGAGCGCGACUUUGAAGAAUAUGCCGCCCCCGAGAUAUCAAGAACGCCACUAGAGGGGGUCGUCUUACAGCUGAAGAGUAUGGGAGCGCCAGUUGUCAGCUUUCCUUUCCCAACGCCGCCGGACCGUGAAAGCUUGCAGAAAGCUGAGAACUUGCUUUCCUACCUGGGCGCAUUGUCUGUAGACGGAAAAGUGACAAAGCUCGGUCAUGAGCUUUCGUUAUAUCCUCUCAACCCGCGAUUUGCCCGCAUGGUCGCAAUGGGCGUUGCGCAGAACCUUACAGCCGAAACCAUUGCGUUGGUAGCCGCCUUGUCAGUGCCAGAACUCAUUAUACCAGAGAACAAACUCGGUUUGCGAGAGCCAGUCAAGGAUCCUGAGGCUAUCCGGACAGAACAGGAUAACGUGGAAGCUGAAGAGCGAUCCCGGUUGCGGAAAGCUUACAACGCCGCACAAGCAAAGAUGAGCAUUAAUGCAAAGCAGAGCGACUGCAUCAAGCUCAGCAACGCUAUAUGUGCUUACGCCUACGAACCCAACUCACAAGGUUUCUGCGAAGACAUGUUCCUCAACGCGAAAGCUAUGAAUGAAGCUAGCCAGCUCCGUCAUCAACUCACAAACAUCGUCCGGGCACACCGACCGACAGCUAUUGGGGGAUACCAGGCUAAGCUUCCCGCGCCUUCGGAACGUAGUAUCAAUCUCCUCACUCAAAUCUGCGCAGCAGGAUUUAUCGACCAGAUCGCCAUGCGCGCAGACCUCGCCCCCAUACCGCCUGAGCUCCCCAGGAAACCAAAGACCGCCAUCGAUGUCCCUUAUGUGACAUUAUUCUCUUCCCAAUCAGAACGUUCAGACGAUCCGCACGCGCAAUACGUCUAUUUACACCCUUCAUCCAUACUUGCGCGUACACCGCCAGCAAAGAUGCCGGGAUACAUCAUCUACUCGCACCUUCAGCGUGCAGCAACAUCCACCAUCAACGGUAGCAGGACACCGAAAACCCGCAUGCACCCGUUGACGCCCGUCACGAGACCACAAAUUAUCAAUAUCGCGUUGAACACGCCGUUGCUGCAGGCUUCCAAGCCAAAGGGGGAGUCAAGGUUGGGGUCUUGGUAUUAG